UUGAAGUUUCGGUAUUCGUAGCUUGCUGGUGUAGCAUGUAAUGAUAUAUAUAAUGGUCCUAUAUUCAUCAAAAUUUUUAAUCUCUAAUGUUUAUUUACACAUGUGAAUUGUGAAUAAAAAGUAGUAGUCUGAACUAGGUUUGUUAGCCAUUUUGUUAUGUCAAGAUUUUGUCUUUUUUCAACACUGAUUGAGAGCACUCUGUCUCGAUUCAUUGUUUACCACUUUAGGACGACAAAUUCUCAAAGCAUAUGAUAAUAUAAAAUAUAAAUACAUUGUAGUCUGCUUGAAAAUCAUUAUAUAUACUGUUUUGUUUAAAGAAAGCCAAGUUCUGAAAGUAAAAUAUGAAUCCCAACAUGAAUAUGCAUAGCAUGCAACAGAUGAACAUUUCGCAAGUCGGUGGACCAAAUCAAAUGAUGCAGCCUGGGGUAUCGCCAGUUUCUAUGAUGCAAGCUUCCCCUCAGCAACAAAUGCAAGGCCAAAUGCAAGCGCAAGUUUCGAAUGCCGCACAACAACAGCAGCAGCAGCAACAACAACAACAACAACAACAGCAAGCUGAGAAAAUGGAUAACAUCCUAAAAGUCAAGAGCUUACUGUCGCCAUUACGUGAGUCUCUUUUUCUUACACUGCGUACUGGAGCUUUCUCGUUGCAAGAACAUAAUUUAGCAGAUAAUCUUAAACGCGACGCCGCAUCGCACGCUGGACGAUUUGAAAAACAUUUGGAAGACUUUUAUGCAUAUUGUGAUCAAAUCGAGUUACAUUUAAAAACAGCUAUUCAAUGUAUGCAACAGUUAUCAUCUGCACAACACUAUUUGCCGAGCGCAGUGACGCCAGCUCGUAUGGAACCAUACAUGCAAGAUAAUUCUGGUGGCCCUAUGACAUACUCUACGUAUCUGAACAUUGUUCGCGUGCAUGUGCAAUCAGCUAAAGAUAUCCACGAUACUUUAAUUAGUGCGGCGCAAAACAUAUCUCAGGCUGAUUGAUGAAUACUCUAAAUAAAAGUACUAUUGUGCAAGCAAAAAAAAAGAAAACUUACAUUGUAAAAACUAAAAAAAUUAAUUAAAAACUAUUAAAGAGCAAAAAGGUGUUUGUACGUAUAAAUCUUAUACACAUUAUUAUUAAAUAAUGACUAAUUAUAUAUAUAAGAAAAUUAUUAUUUUUCAUUCUGUGAAAAAAUUAUAAAUACUUUUUGGAUGUAAAACAUAAUUACAAAUAUAUCAAUUAAAAAUGCAUAUACAUAUAUACAUAAUAAAAUAUGUAUUUUAAAUGACAAGUUUGGUGACAACAAUUUGUAAGAGAAUCAUUCAUAUUCCAAUUAUUGUGUAUCUAUAUACAUAAAGAUAUGUAAGCUUUUUAUAAUAUAAAUCUAAUUCAAGUAUGAGUGUUAAACUACAAAGCUUUUAUUAUUACUUUUUUUUCGAUGGCAUAAUAUUAACAUUCUACGCCGGUUGAGUUUCUAUCAGCACCUUAAUGUACCUAUAUAUUUAUCUGUAUGUAACAUGAAUGUAUGUGUGUAUAUCAGUGUAUAGUAUUUUGAUCACUCUCAGCAAUAUCACUUUAUAUAGCUGGGCUUAGCCGUAACUGAAAAACAGACAACUGAAUUUAUGGAAGUUCAGUCUAUUCAGUGCGCUCAUUUAGUGAAGAACAUUAAAAAACGUAGUUAGCAAAGUGAUUUGUUAAGGGAAAGACAAAUUAAAAUGGCGAAACCAGUUUUGUACUAUGCUACACUUAGCCCACCAUCGCGUGCUGUUUUAUUAACAGCAAAAUUACUUGGCCUCGAUUUGGAAUUACGUCCUGUUAACCUACUGAAAGGCGAGCAUCUAACAGACGAUUUCAUUAAAAUGAACCCACAACAUACCAUUCCCACUUUAAUAGAUGCAGAUGGCGUAGUGGUCUAUGAUUCGCAUGCCAUUUGUGGUUACUUAGUGGACAAGUAUGGAGAGAAUGACAAAUUGUACCCAAAGGAUAUAGUAAAACGUGCGCAAGUGAAUGCACGUCUACAUUUCGAUUCUGGUCAUUUAUUUGCACGCUUGCGUUUUCUUUAUGAACCGAUUUUAUAUUGUGGUUCAACCGAUUGCUCGAUGGAUAAAAUCGCUUAUAUUCAAAAGACGUAUGAAAUCAUGGAGGAAAUGUUAAAGGAUCACCCCUAUGUAUGUGGUGAGGAUUUGACAAUUGCCGAUCUCUGUUGUGUGGCAACGAUAACUUCUGUUGACGAAGUCGCCCCUAUUGAUGAGUUCAAGUUUCCCAAAUUGUUAGCUUGGUUGAAACGUUUAUCCGAACUACCUAAUUAUCAGAAAAUCAAUCAAGAUGGUGCUGACGAACUGAAGAAAAUCUUUAAAGAAAUUUUAGCUAACAAUCGCACAAAACAAAAGUAAUUAAGGCUUUUGUAUUUAAAAAAAAAAA
This is a messenger RNA of Bactrocera oleae (olive fruit fly), 2400 nucleotides long. NCBI's taxonomy places the organism in Eukaryota, Metazoa, Arthropoda, Insecta, Diptera, Tephritidae. The record is from RefSeq and is a predicted model, not a curated record.